CCUCAAUUCCAACACCAACCUCAACAAUCCAUCCCACCAGCAAUCCGUUUACCACUCUGACUUUUUGCUUCUCGAUCACUCUCUAGGAAGUGGUCCAUCAAUACCGCCAAAACGUUUUCCAAUCUUCUUCCAUCGUCGCACCACCCGUUCAACGGAAGCCGACGCUCAUCCGCUCGUGGAGGAGCAUCGGAUUUGCCUCUCGUUCGAUAAAUCAAGAAAGCGCUUGACUGUCCUUUGAAGCUCGAGGUUUCUACUUCUGCUUCUAUUUCCACUUUCAAUUUCUUCCCGAUCAAUCAAUCGCUUCUCAAUCCCGUGCCAAAUUUUCGUUCUUGAAAAGUCAACAUGGCCCCUCACGCUGAAGAGAAAGCUAAAGACUCCUUGAACGGGUCGGUGUCCACUUCUACCCCUUCGCUUUUCACUGUAGACUCGCCCAAUGUCGUCUACACUGACGAGGAAAUCAAAACUAGGUAUGUAUACCAUACCACUGCCGUCACUCGUACCGCAGAUGGUAAGUAUGUUGCCGCUCCCAAGGAAUCUGCCUACGAUUUCAAGGUCGGCCGUAAGGUUGGCAAGGUGGGCAUGAUGCUUGUCGGAUGGGGUGGGAACAACGGUACUACCGUCACCGCCGGUAUCCUUGCCAACCGCCGUGGCCUCGUCUGGGACACUCGCGAGGGCAAACGUGCUGCCAACUACUAUGGCUCUGUCGUCAUGGGUUCCACCGUCAAGCUGGGUACCGACCCGGAAACCGCUGAAGAGGUCAAUGUUCCCUUCCACGACAUGUUGCCCAUGGUCCAUCCCAAUGAUUUAGUCAUUGGAGGCUGGGAUAUCAGCGGUAUGAACCUUGCCGAUGCCAUGGACCGUGCUCAAGUUCUAGAGCCGUCCCUGAAAGAGAUGGUCCGCAAGGAGAUGGCGGAAAUGAGGCCUCUCCCAAGUAUUUACUACCCGGACUUCAUUGCCGCCAACCAGGAGGAUCGUGCCGAUAACAUUGUUGAGGGUUCCAAUGCCUCAUGGGCUCAUGUUGAGAAGAUUCAGAAGGAUAUCCGUGAAUUCAAGGCUUCCAAUGGGUUGGAUAAGGUCAUCGUCAUGUGGACCGCCAAUACUGAGCGUUAUGCCGACGUACUCGCAGGAGUGAAUGACACUGCAGACAAUCUUCUCAAUGCUAUCAAGAAUGGCCACGAGGAAGUUUCCCCAUCGACUGUGUUUGCGAUUGCAUCUAUCUUGGAAAAUGCGCCCUUCAUCAACGGCUCCCCACAGAACACCUUUGUUCCAGGGGUCAUUAAACUUGCGGAGCAGCGCGGUGCCUUCAUUGGUGGAGAUGACUUCAAAUCUGGUCAGACCAAGAUGAAAUCCGCACUCGUUGAUUUCUUGAUCAACGCUGGCAUCAAACUCACUUCGAUUGCUUCUUACAACCAUUUGGGUAACAACGACGGGAAAAAUCUAAGCUCCCACAAGCAGUUUCGCUCCAAGGAGAUCUCCAAGUCCAACGUCGUUGACGACAUGGUUGCUGCCAACACUGUUCUGUACAAGAAGGACGAGCACCCCAACCACACCGUCGUGAUCAAGUACAUGCCAGCUGUCGGAGACAACAAGCGUGCCCUCGACGAAUACUACGCUGAGAUCUUCAUGGGUGGCCACCAGACCAUCAGCAUGUUCAACGUUUGCGAAGACUCUCUACUUGCUUCCCCGCUGAUCAUUGAUCUGGUCCUCAUUGCCGAGCUUAUGACUCGUGUUAGCUGGAAGCCUGCUUCUGGCGAUAAGUACAAGGGCUUCCACAGCGUCCUCAGCGUCCUCAGCUAUAUGCUUAAGGCCCCUUUGACUCCGCCAGGAACUCCCGUCGUCAACUCUUUGGGCAAACAGCGCGCCGCUGUUACCAACAUUUUCCGCGCCUGCCUUGGUUUGCAGCCAGAGUCUGACAUGACUCUUGAACACAAGCUCCUCUAGGCUCGCUCCAGCAUCCCUCCGCAUUAAUUAAUCACUGGUUUCCAGUCCUCCGGAUCAACAAAAGUCCCAUUUCUUUGAGAUAGUAAUGGUGGAUUGAAUUGCUGGGAACGAAUCAAUAGCAAUUAAUUUCACGGGGUUGAUUGGAACUUUAUUUUCAAUGAUGUACUGAGGGUAGCGGCGUGCUUUUGCUUCUGUGGUUUCCUUUCCUUUCUCCGACCAAAUUGCAAAACAUCUCGGUUUCUACUUUGCUUUUUUUUUUUUUAAAAAAAAAAAAUAGUCUCUUGCUGGGCCAACACACACUCCUUUGAUUUACGCUGUAGCUAGCCUAGUGAUAACUGAUACCUACAUAGGUAUGUAUGUAUCGAUCUAAUAACUAGUGCAAUGAUUAAGUACAGUACAUGCCUG
Molecule: messenger RNA, 2346 nt
Organism: Histoplasma capsulatum G186AR
Lineage: Eukaryota; Fungi; Ascomycota; Eurotiomycetes; Onygenales; Ajellomycetaceae
Product: inositol-3-phosphate synthase
Exons: 4
Coding region: 343-1941 (532 amino acids)
Biological process (GO): inositol biosynthetic process; phospholipid biosynthetic process
Cellular component (GO): cytoplasm
Molecular function (GO): inositol-3-phosphate synthase activity
Source: RefSeq, a predicted model, not a curated record